Molecule: messenger RNA, 1010 nt
Organism: Dreissena polymorpha
Lineage: Eukaryota; Metazoa; Mollusca; Bivalvia; Myida; Dreissenidae
Product: S-crystallin SL11-like
Exons: 5
Coding region: 79-711 (210 amino acids)
Biological process (GO): glutathione metabolic process
Molecular function (GO): glutathione transferase activity
Source: RefSeq, a predicted model, not a curated record
UAAGAAGACCUUAAGUUUGCGGUAUAUUAGAUACCGUCUGUGUUGGAUUUACACAGUGUCUGAAAGAACUUCCACAAAAUGCCAUCGUACAAGCUGUAUUAUUUCGACUUUAGAGGGUUAGCUGAGCUGCCUCGUUUGAUUUUCAAACAAGCCGGAGUUGAUUUCCAGGACAUCAGAUUCAGCCGAGAGGAAUGGCCACAACACAAACCAGAUUUUCCGCUAAAAACGGUACCAGUGCUGGAAGUGGACGGUCGGCAGAUAACUCAGAGUAUGGCAAUAACGCGAUACCUGGCAAAGGAGUUCGGCCUGUUUGGAUCAAACAAUAUAGAGGCAUUAUUGAUUGACGAGCUUAUGGAGAUCUUCGCAGAAAUAAGGAAUAAUCACCUUGGAAAAAUCUACUCUGAACAAGACGAGACAAAAAAGACAGAACUUAUUAACGCGUUUAAGACGACAAAUGCACCGGUCUACUUCAAUCUCGUUGAGAAAAGAAUGAAAGAGAACAAAAGUGGAAGCGGAUUUUACGUUGGAGCGAAAGUAAGUGUGGCAGAUUUGCUCAUAUACAACUCCAUGUUCGCAAUUCGUGACCGCCUCAAAAAAACGGGAGUCGACCUAUUUGAGGGGAGAACACUGUUUGAAGAACACUACAAGCGAGUGGAUGCGUUGCCAAACAUCGCAAAAUGGGUGAAAGAACGAAAAGUGACGGACUUGUAAAGGGUCAUGAACAACGAUGAAAACGACAAUACACACAUUUAGAAAUUAUUAUCAUCUGUUUAAUGAUGCCAAGAAAAGUUUACAUUACCAUUAGAAAACAUGUGAAACGACAAUAUUCAAGCGAUUAUAGUGCCGCUUUUUUCAGUGUAAACGAAGUUUAGUUUAAUUUUGCUAUUGUGCUUCAGCAUGACAAGAGUUAUUGUGUAAAAGACCUGUUACUUAUAAAGUCAUAAAUGCAUCAAUUCGACUGUAUGUGUUCAUUUAUUGUCGAAAUUAAUAAAGAUUACCCACACUAGUAA